AACGUCGUCCCCCUCCCCCUCCAACCCUAAUCUCUCUCUCUCUCUCUCUCUCCCCUCUUCCAUGACUUCACGCACCGACGACGACGUUUCCAGAAUCGCCGCCUUCUACUCUCACCCCGCCGGCGGCGGCGGCGUCGAAGACUCCUCCGACCCUACAAAACCCAACCACGCCACUCCGAACGGGAAACGCACCUCCAAGAGGCUAAAACACGCCUCCGUCGCUGCCGCCGCCACCUCCGCCACCGUCGAAUCUCCCGGCAGCUGCAGCGGAGAGAACCGGAGGGACCGCGAGGAAUGGAGCGACUCGGCGAUCGACUCGCUGCUUGAGGCUUACACGGGCAAGUACACGCAGCUGAACCGAGGGAAUUUAAGGGGGAGGGAUUGGGACGAGGUGGCGGAGAUCGUCAGCGAGAGGUCAGGCGACAAGCAGAAGCUGAGGAAGAGCGUGGAGCAGUGCAAGAACAAGAUUGAUAACUUGAAGAAGAGGUACAAGGUUGAGCUCCAGAGGGUGAACAGCGGCGGGCUGGCGGCGAGUAACUGGCAUUGGUUUAAGAAGAUCGAGCCGAUUGUUGGGAAUUCAGGGUCGGUGAAGAGCAGCGGUGAUGAUGAGGAUAAUAGUAGGUCUGGGGGAGGGAAUUCCGGUUAUAUGCUUAGGCAACCAAAGAGAUAUCCAUCCAAUAGUGUUGCCUUUGUAAACAAUAUGAAAUCCAAAUCAAUGCCCAGCCCUAAAUGGCAUAGAGUGGUCUUCAAAAUCAGUGGUACUGCAUUGGCGGGCAAUUGUCAAAGUAUUGACCCCAAGGUGGCAUCACAGAUUGCUAGAGAAAUAUCAACAGCUUGCCGCCUUGGUGUAGAGGUGGCUAUUGUUGUUGGAGGUCGUAACUUCUUUUGUGGAGACUCGUGGGUAUCAUCUACUGGUCUUGAUAGACCUUCAGCAUAUCAAGUUGGCAGUAUGAUGGCAACAGUUAUGAAUUCUGUACUGCUUCAGUCGGAAUUUGAGAAGCUGGGAGUUCAGACACGCGUGCAAAGUGCAUUUCCAAUGCCUGAGGUUGCUGAACCCUAUUGCAGGCUACGAGCUAUCCGUCAUCUGGAGAAAGGAAGAGUCGUUAUCUUUGGUGGUAUUGGAGGUGGCACAGGGAAUCCACUCUUCACUACUGAUACAGCAGCAGCUCUGAGAGCUUCAGAAAUAAAUGCAGAUGCAGUUCUUAAAGGUACAAAUGUUGGUGGCAUAUACGAUCACAUUUCGUUCAGGGAUGUAGUUUCUAGGGGUGUUACCCCCAUGGACAUGAUGGCAAUACAAUACUGCGAAGAGAAUGAAAUUUCGGUUGUGGUCUUUAACCUGCUCGAGCCAGGGAACAUUUCUAGAGCAUUAUGCGGUGAACCGGUUGGCACCUUGAUUGACCAAACAGGAGCAAUUAGUUGAUGCGUUUUGGAACACCAUGAAUUCUAAUGCUUUGAAGCCUGGUGCUGUCUUGAUUGGGAGCGCCUCCAGUUUAUUAUCGGUAAACUAUGGGAUUCUGACAGCAAAAUAACUUCUCGGAUAGUUAAUACAUGACGAAGAGAUGCCAUUGUUACAUAAAUGAGUUGGGGAAGAAGCUUCGCUUCCGCUGUUUCCGUUGGAUGGUAGAAGGUUGGAUUUUGGCAGAACUUCUUAAUGUUCAGUUCGCUAGACUGUUGUAUUACUAUUGGUUGCAGAUGUAGUCUCCUUGUAAAUUGUUGUGCUAGUGAUUUUCUUAGUUUUACAAGUUGGGAGAAGAGGUGGUCCCCCGAAAUGUAAUCAUAAUGUAUUUAUAGCUGCCCUUUUAAUUAAGUCAAUAAGAAAAAGUUCAAUGUUCAAAACACAAA
Molecule: messenger RNA, 1842 nt
Organism: Rhododendron vialii
Lineage: Eukaryota; Viridiplantae; Streptophyta; Magnoliopsida; Ericales; Ericaceae
Exons: 7
Coding region: 62-1420 (452 amino acids)
Biological process (GO): UDP biosynthetic process
Cellular component (GO): cytoplasm
Molecular function (GO): UMP kinase activity
Source: RefSeq, a predicted model, not a curated record